GCGAAUAAAGGCAGUGUAAUUAUGAAACGAUUUGAAUUCUUGUUUCUCGCGCUCAUCCACGGCGCGAGUUCUCUACCCUUUUUCCUAUACCAUGCAAAUGAAGGUUUAAGCGAUCUGCGACGACCUUGUGAUGAUUAUUACCGGGACGUUUGCGACAAAUGGGAGCUGAAGAAUAAAGGGCCCAAAUCAGAGCCGGUCUGGAGUCAGUUUGUGGCCACUGCUUAUGAAAUCAACAACAAGAUUCAGAGUAUUCUUAUCGAUGAUGACUUUAACAGCGAAGGAAAGAUAUUUUACGCAGGUUGCGUUGACGACGAAGCCAACUACAUCCAACAAUUCAGAGUUUUUGCGAGGAAACUUGGCGGCUGGAACGACCCUCAUCCGGAAGUAUUUUUCAAAAUAGCCGAAACCACUCGUCUGCUCGGCAUCCAUCCAAUCAUUAAGUUGACUGUCGAUGUUGAUUACUCCAAUCAUACGAGACAUAUACUAUACGUAGAUUCCGGAGAUUUCGUUUUUCCAGAGUUAUUCUUAGCCAACCCCAAGAAGUACACAAAAGAGUUGCAGGUAUACCGUAAAUGGAUUGCACGCACCUUACACCACGUCCUUGGCGAUGAAAUCAAUGAGCGAGAGAUCCAAGAAAUCGUCGAUUUCGAAAUUGUUUUAGCGGAUAUUCGGGAUGAUCAGAUGAAAAUGAUUAACUUGAAACACCUGGUUUACAUGAAGGAGUUCCUAAGGUAUUUGCUAGAAGGUACAGCUGUAGAUUACAAUAAAUUGCAAGACAUCGUGGUGAAACCAAAGCGGCUCGAAGAAUUGCUGAUCUUAUUAAACAACACCGAGGUGCGUGUUGUCUCGAAUUAUAUUAUGUGGUGCGCAAUCAAGGACCUGUCCCGAGACGUCGAUCCCCAAUUGAGGAAAUUCUCAUUCGAAGUGGAUAAAGCUAUUCUGGGCAUCGACGAAGACCUGGACAGGAAGCACGAGUGCACUCAGCACGCGCUCAAGAAUUUCGGUGGUGAUUUGAUCAGGACAUACAGAUUCGACGAAGACAUCAUCUCUGGGGUCAGUCAGAUGGCGAACAAUCUCAAACUGGAGUUCGUGCGGCAAUUGCUCGACAAUAAUUGGAUGAGCUUCGAACUCAGGGCUGAAGCCGUGCGGAAAAUCCUUUCCGUUCGAUUCGAAAUCGGCUAUCCCAAAUUGUCGAACAAGAAUGUCAAGCGUGUCGCAAUGGGGGAUAACCAUUUCAUUAACGUUCUGAAGCUGAAGAAUUUAGAAGCCAAAUCUUCUUUGGAGCAGCUCAAUCACGACACAAAGCGCAUUAAUUGGCCCAUCUCAGUGUUCGAUGUUAACGCGUACUAUAGCUUGCUGCAUAACGCGAUUAUUUUACCAUUGGGUAUUUUGCAUCAACCAUUUUACGAUCCACUCAGACCGGCUUCCGCAAAUUACGCAGCUCUCGGAAGUUUGAUUGGGCAUGAACUUUCACAUGCUUUGGAUUCGCUUCUGGAUGAUCUUAAAGUCGCCUGCUUUCAGACACAGUUGGGUGCGGUUGCUGAAAACGUUGCCGAUCAUGUUGGGCUUACGAUAAGCUAUAAUACUAUGCUGCAAGCGACGGAACGUAUACCUUUCAUGGAUAGGAGGAAGAUCUUUUUUCGGAAUUACGCUAAAAUGUGGUGUGAAGUAGCUGAACAGAACGAUCUACUUUUAGCCGAAGAUCAUGCGCCGGUAAAUAUUCGCGUCUUAAAGACUUUGGCGAACUCUCAAGCUUUCAACGCGUUGUACAAAUGUGAAACUAAAGAGCAAUGCAUUAUUUGGAAUUAAAUACAGUUUGCUAAAACAAUCAUCACAAUCAAAUGUCUAAUUGUACUUUUAAUAUCUCGAAUAUGUUUGUUUACAAUUUUUUAAGCAGGAUUAAUAAGUAAUCUAAAAAUCAGAUCAUAAGAAAUCCGCGGAUUAGUUUUUCAUCUCGUAGUUAAUUUGUACACAAAUGCAUUCAAGCUAAAGUGAUAUAUUAUAAGGUAUUCAUCUUCAUUAGGUUAUAUUUGUCUUACUGAAUCAUAGUAAUUUAUGAAAUGAUAUAUAAAUAUUAUACACGUUGCGAAUGCGUGAUGAAAAUUAUCACCAAAAUAGAUCUUGGAGAUAUCACAAUCAUUUGUAUUAACUGAUAUAAUACAUUAAGAUUAUUUUAUUUUCACUUAUUACAAUAUAUAAUCCGGUAGGAAAAAAUACAACUUGAAAUUCAAUUAAAUCUUUCUUGAUUUAUCUACUAUAUAAUUUUAUAUAUGUCU
Messenger RNA from Nicrophorus vespilloides, 2276 nucleotides. RefSeq names its product endothelin-converting enzyme 1-like. Lineage: Eukaryota; Metazoa; Arthropoda; Insecta; Coleoptera; Silphidae. Gene Ontology annotation, cellular component: plasma membrane. Gene Ontology annotation, molecular function: metalloendopeptidase activity. The transcript is spliced from 7 exons. The coding region runs from base 22 to 1809 and encodes 595 amino acids. The record is from RefSeq and is a predicted model, not a curated record. Gene Ontology annotation, biological process: protein processing.